AUGUCGACUGAAUCAUUUCUUCCAGCUGGCGCAAUCACACUUCGUGAUAAUGAGGCGAGUGAUCUCGAUGACCGCAACAGUGCUUGUUGGGCCAAAAGUGUUGAGAUCGUCAACCACACCGUAGUCAACGGUAGUGCGACAAAUAUCGGGGCUUUCGUAGUGUGGAAUAUACGUGUCGAAACUCUCAAUGGAAGUUUCAUGAAUAUUCGGAAACGUUAUUCGGAGUUUGAUGAGUUUCGAUAUCGGCUGGUGCAGACCUUCCCCGGCUUCGAGGCAGCUGUUCCGGCUCUUCCGCCUAAAAGUGUCAUCUCUAAAUUUCGACCUCGAUUUUUGGAAAAGAGACGGGCUGGUCUACAAUAUUUUCUCAAUUGUUCCUUUGUGCUGGUACCAAGUCGGAGUUGUCACUACGCGGCUUUUGUUGAUUGGGAGGCCAAGACAGUACCAAGAUUUGGCAUCCAUGGGGAAAGGAGUCAAGACUCUAUCAACCCCAUACCAGUUGUCUGCCAAGGCGGUAGCAGCUGCGCUCAGCGGCAUGUCAAUACUGGGCGUUUGAGAUGUCGUGACAGAAGGGGUCGGACACAGCCGUCAGAGCACGGCAUGAUGUUCCGAUCACUUCACGGGCUGUGCAACUUGGACAUUCCAUGCGGUGAAGUAACUUUCUUCCUUGGACCAAGCUCUCAUAGCGACAUGACAAUACGGCUGAGCAGUAGCCAAAAAUUGUUUAAGCACAGAGUCUAG
Molecule: messenger RNA, 738 nt
Organism: Fusarium graminearum PH-1
Lineage: Eukaryota; Fungi; Ascomycota; Sordariomycetes; Hypocreales; Nectriaceae
Exons: 5
Coding region: 1-738 (245 amino acids)
Biological process (GO): cytoplasm to vacuole targeting by the Cvt pathway; autophagy
Cellular component (GO): phagophore assembly site
Molecular function (GO): phosphatidylinositol-3-phosphate binding
Source: RefSeq, a predicted model, not a curated record